CCCGGACCACAUCACGAGCAAACAGUCGCGUACAAUGUCCUUUCGUGAUUCCAUCGUCGUCAUCAUCGAGACGAGCAGGACCGUCGUCCGUGCUGGCCUGGGUCUUCACGAACUCCUGAAGACACCCACCGUUGAAAUACAAGCGCGCGUCGGUUUGAGGCCAAACGUGUCAAAUGGGAAUGAAGGCGCCAUUGCAGUCGAUGGAGGAGGUGCGGAGGCAUCUACUAGCCGAGCACCUUCACAACCGCCCCAAGUUGCGACCGUGAAUGACUACCUGGUUGGAGCGCAACUCGAUGAAGCGCUGGCCAGUGGCCAAACUAUCAAUGUCUUUUGGCCUUUUGAGGGCGAAAACAUAAAGGAGUGGGCACAGGCUGAAGCUAUAUGGAAACAUGUUCUCUUCAACCAACUGCAACGUCGUCGUGUUCAGAAUGAAUCUCCUGUUAUCCUCGCCAUCCAGCCUGGCAUGCCACGCAGUACCUACGAGAAAAUAUGCCAGAUCUUCUUCGAGCGUUUUAAUGUUGCAGGAUUCGCCAUCAUCGAACGCCCUAUGGCCCAGAUAUACGCUGGCAACAGUCUUAGUGGUGUUGUUGUCGACAUUGGAUAUAACACAACGGACAUCACCCCAAUCUAUGAGGGUUUCAUCCUUCAUUCUGCUCGGUCACACACUGAUGUGGGCAUUCGCCAUUGCGAAAUUUAUCUCGCAAACCUCCUCCGCUCUAACACUUCUGUGAUGUCGGUUCUAUCCCCUCCCGAGGCAAUGCUUUCACCUGAGGACCUACAACAGACUCUUUUAGACUUCUCAAAAUAUAUCUGGAGCGCGGGCUAUGUCAAAGUCCCGUCCUCUGGUGAAACGGCCAUUGUGGAGGACGAGGGUGUCACGGAUAUUGCAGCAGUCCUCGUCGCGGGCAAGGAGAAAGCAGUCAUUGAGAGCGGAAUGAAAAAGAAAGCUAACGCCAAGGCUUCCGCCGCCGAACAAGCACGCGCACGGGAGAUUGAGGCCCUGGACUUGGUUACAAUUCAAUUCCGCGACAAAAGUAUAACUUUAGGGAAAGAGCGUCAUCGAUUCUGUGAGCCGCUUUUUGACCCUACCUUGUUGGGAACGAUACCACUGUCCGACGUGAACGUACCCAUCUCGUAUGCUGGCAUCUGUCCUAUACAAGAAGCGACUGGGCAUGCUGUCUCUCUCGCAGACAUCGACCAGAGAUUGUAUAUCUGGCAGGGUCUACUUGUCACUGGUGAUCUAACAAAGAACAUCAAAGGUAUUGCGGUAGCACUGCAAUCGCGGCUUGCUCCUUUUAUCAGUAAUCCUGAAUUGCAGACAGAGAUCCAGCCAAGAAGCAUCCGAAUUUUGGGCGUGCCGGAAUACUAUCCUGAAUAUAGAGACACUGGAGAGGGGUAUGCUGCUUUCCUUGGGGCAAGUAUCACAGCGAAGAUUAUCUUCAAUGAUAAUGGGGGCAAGAACUCUGUGUCGAAAUCAGAUUAUACAGCUAGAGGACCUCAUGCCAUAAUCGAGUUCACGCCAACACUUUUGUAGCUAAAUAUAUAAUACCUCAGAAUGCGAUAUUUUGGCCC
Molecule: messenger RNA, 1572 nt
Organism: Desarmillaria tabescens
Lineage: Eukaryota; Fungi; Basidiomycota; Agaricomycetes; Agaricales; Physalacriaceae
Product: actin-related protein
Exons: 5
Coding region: 35-1534 (499 amino acids)
Source: RefSeq, a predicted model, not a curated record